Molecule: messenger RNA, 2016 nt
Organism: Eublepharis macularius
Lineage: Eukaryota; Metazoa; Chordata; Lepidosauria; Squamata; Eublepharidae
Product: methyltransferase-like protein 22
Exons: 10
Coding region: 1-972 (323 amino acids)
Biological process (GO): protein methylation
Cellular component (GO): nucleus
Molecular function (GO): protein methyltransferase activity
Source: RefSeq, a predicted model, not a curated record
AUGGCCAUCGGGCAUUGGGGGAAAGGUGGGGAGUCCAGCAAGGAAGGAAAAGGCUCUGAAGGGAUUGAAGCUGUGCUGGACAAAGACGGGGAUUUGGAGGUUGUCAGAAAGCCCCGACUGCCUGAUGCAGAAGCUGAGGGUCUUUCCAGGGAUAGAGUCUGUCCCAUCCUUUUGGCCAGAGGCAAAUACGUCGUAGAAGAGGAAGAGCUCGAGAACAGCAGCUGUGACAUUAUUAAGAUAGAGCACACUAUGGCAACCCCUUUAGAAGAUGUGGGCAAGCAGGUCUGGAGAGGGGCGUUCCUGCUCGCGGACUACAUCCUCUCUGAGCGAGACUUGUUCAAAGGCCGUACAGCGCUCGAACUUGGGGGAGGCACUGGGAUUGUCACCAUUGCCAUGGCCAUGAAUGCCAAGACUGUUUACUGCACAGAUGUUGGUGAAGAUCUCCUGGACAUGUGUCGACGCAACGUAGCUUUAAACAAAGACAUCACUGAGCCAGCUGGAAGCGAAGUGAAGGUCAGGGUGUUGGACUGGCUGAAGGAUGAUUUCUGCACUGAGUCUGGUGUUUCCUAUAGCUGGUCUGACAAAGAGAUGGCUGAGCUACAUGACCGCACCACCGUGAUUCUGGCUGCCGAUGUUUUUUAUGAUGAUGAUCUAACAGAUGCUUUCUUCAAAACACUGUACCGAAUUACUCACAACUUGAAAAACUCCUGUGCCAUCUACCUGUCGAUAGAAAAAAGGUUCAACUUCACCUUAAGACACAGGGAUGUUGCUUGUGAAGCAUACUGUCACUUUCAGAAUACCCUGGAUGACCUGGUGAACAUCAGGGACGGCAGAAUGAGUUACGCCAUCGAGCCUCUCGCCCUCUCCUUUCCGCAGCAUAUUGUUUACGAGCGAGUGGAGCAGUUGGAGUUGUGGAAGAUUACUGCAGUUCAGACCUCUAGAAAGAGCAGCUCUCCAGAGAAACAGAAGUAGGACUCCGAGACCUUUCUACAGAAUUGCUUGCAACAUAAUUUCUUUGGAGGGUUCUGUCCACAGUACACCCUUUGCAUGGAACCAGAAACUAAAUUGGUUUGGAGUAUGUCCAGUGAAGUUGAUGGUGGGUGGAUUUAGGAUGAACAAGAGAAAAUACUUCUUUAUGCUCUUGAGUGAUUAAAAUAUAAAAUUCGCUACCAGAGGAUGUAGUAAUGGUCACAGGCAUAGAGAGUUUUAAAAGGGGAUUAGACAGAUUCGUGGAGGACUGGUCUUAUCUGUGGUUACUGGCCAUGGUGACUAAAGGGAACCUCCAUAUUCAUCAGCAGUAAACCUCUGAAUACUAGUGCUAGAGCUGCUAUAGCAUAGUGGUUAAGUGGUUGGGCUGCAAAUCAGCACUCUGCUGCUUCGAAUUCCACCACUGCCAUGAAUACAGCAGGUGGCUUUGGGUAAGCUGCUCCUCCCAGCCCCAGCUGCCUUGUGAGGAUAAAGGUCACACUGGCUUAGUUCUCCGCUCUGAGUGGGGAGCUCAUCUGUCUAAAAGAGCAGCGUGUCUGUUCUGCGAGUUGCUGCAACUUAGUGGUUGAGUUGCCAGUCUGCGCUCUGGGGGUGCAACUCCCACGACUGCCGUGAGCUGAGCGGGUGGCCUUGGGGAAGCCGCUCCUUCGGGUCCAGCUCCCCAACUGUAUUGUGGGGACAAUGAUAACGGACCUUGUUCCUCGCUCUGAGUGGGGCACUCGUCUUUCGAGGAGAGCGGCAUAUAAGCCCAGCUAUUUAUUAUUAUAAGUGCCGUGAGCUCUGCAGGUGGCCUUGGGGAAGCCGCUCCUUUCAGCCCAGUGGUGUCCAGCAGAGGGAGACAUACGUGCAGCAGGAGUAGCAUCGAGGGAAGGCCUUGACCUUUGUGGCCUGUGGUUGGCCCUCCAUAACUAGUUGGCCGCUGUGUGAAACAAGGUGCUGGACUAGCUGGACCCCCACUGGUCUGAUCCAGCAGGGCUGUUGCUCCGUUCUCAUGUGCUUCAUAGUCAAUUAAAGGCAGAUCUGCGUUGG